UAAAAAUGGCGGGGGCACUGGACUAUGUUGGCUCCUAUGUUUGGAGCGAGAAGUUCUGGUUUCCAGAAAAUGUGUCAUGGAAAGACAUCGAAAAUCAUGACGAAGGUCCUAAUGCGGGCAUAUACCAUCCACAGAUUUCUGAUCUCAUAAUGCCCAUACCGGUAGCCGUUCUAUUAGGUGUGAUUCGUUUCUGUUUCGAGAGAUUUAUAGCAGCCCCAAUUGGCCGAUCAUAUGGACUUCGUGAGGGCAAGAUUAUGGUAGCUGAAUAUAUCCCAAUAUUAGAAAAGGCAUACAGAAAAACAAAACGUCCAGAUGAUAAGGCUAUAGAGGGCUUCAGUAAAAAACUCAGCAAGUCAACACGCCAGGUUGAACGAUGGUUCAGGAAGAGACGAAACCAAGACAGAUCUAGUGAACUUAAAAAAUUUUGUGAAAGCGGCUGGCGAUUCUUAUUCUAUGUAUCUGCUCAUAUCUACGGAACAGUCAUAUUAUGGAACAAAAGAUAUUUUGCUGAGACACUCCACUGCUGGAUUGGAUGGCCCCAUCAGCAUGUUUCCUCGGAUCUCUACUGGUAUUACAUGAUUGAACUUGGUUUCUACGUUGCACUAGCAUUCUCGCUCAUGACAGAUGUCAGGAGGAAGGAUUUCUAUGAGAUGAUCAUCCACCAUAUAGCCACGAUAGGGCUGCUCACUUUCUCCUGGAUCAACAACAUGGUCCGUAUAGGCAGCUUGGUUUUGGUCGUUCAUGAUGCAGUCGAUUAUUGGAUGGAGGGUGCAAAAAUGGCCAAAUAUAUACGAAAACAGAAAAUCUGUGAUGCAAUGUUUGUAGUGUUUGCAGUAGUCUGGUUCGUCACUCGCCUUGUUAUAUUUCCAAUAUGGGUACUUCAUCCCUGCUUGGCCUCUGAUUCCGGCAUGCACGAGGUUAUCCAUGAGAGUUGGCCAGCCUUGUUUGUCAGUCGUUGUAUGAUUGUAGUAGUGUUCCUUCUCAGCAUUAUCUGGACAUAUUUCAUUUCGAUGAAUAUUUAUCGACGUGUGGUCGACAAAGUGCAAAAGGAUGAGCGUAGCGACAGUGAGUCUGCUGUCACUGAGGAGGAGACGAACGGUACCGUGCUUGAUGGUAACUUGAACGUGAACAAAAAGAAGGAGUAGACACGACACCGACGAUGUGGAGCGGCUCGAUGCCAUUUUGUCCAAAACAGAAUGCAAAAUCGGAGAAUGAGACCGUCCACUGUGCAUGUUGUCAUUUAUCUGCUUGAAUAAAAGCUAGUUGGCCCUGCUAACUUUCUGUGACAUCACCAAUAUUAUGACCUAUUAGAAGAAAGUUAGGUCAAGUUGAAAAAGUUAUCGAAGCCUUUUGCAAGUCUGGAAAAGCUUCCUAUAACAUUUCUGUUAAGGAUUAAACAUGGUAAUAAAAUGAUGGAUUCGGUUAUAAUCAAUCAAAUUUUUGUCAUUGUUUUGAUAAGGUGAGCGCCCUCCUUUAUCUCAGAAUCUGUAUGAUGGCAAUCAGCUAACAGAGAUUCGGCAUUAUAGUCGAGGUUGUAUCAUGGGAACGAGCUCACAAUCCUCGGUCACGGCCCAAAAAUAGGUCAUCAAUUGACAAAACAAGUGCCAUUGUUCAAAGGCGAUCAAACUUUGUCAUUUCCAAUCGGGGAUUGUACAUUUUGGGCGUAUUAUGGCCUCUACUAGUUUUUAUUCAAGGCCAGAGUUUGUAUUGUAAAUAAUAUGCUACCACAACUGGGUGUUGCAGUGUUAAUUUGUGGAAAGUUUAGAACUCUCAUUCCUUGAAGCAUGACGGAUUGAGUCUUGUGAUGCUGCUGUACGAAAAUGAACAAAUAGCUUCAGGGUUCUGGCUAGGAUUUGAUCUCGGUACCUCUUAAAGGUAUUGUGCUUGUUCGGUGAUAAACAGUGUACAAGAAAUGUCUUUCCUAGGUGUUUUCCACCAGUCCCCAAUAGUUGGAAGAAAUGCCUAAGCAUGUGUAAGUUGAGAACUUCAAUGCAAUCUUAAACAGAAAAGCUUGGUAUGUAAGACAUAAAACAAUUUUAGUAAGGUGAGCAGGUAAUAUGUUGGCCUGAUGCACCAAAAAGGACCAGGUAGGACCCUGAAUAACCUUAUAAACUUUCCACAGGUUUAUUGCAACACUCUCUCAUCAGCCCAGACAAUCAAGUAGUGGCUGGCAUUGAGGUAAUAUCCACGCCUUGCUGUCACCACUGCACUUUACACUUCAUCCUGGAGAAUCCGCUCCCCAGCUUGCUGGGAAUCGGGCAGGCCUUCCAACUUGCCAAGCUGAAUUCUAAAUUGCUGAGUUCGCAUGAACUCCAACCCUCUGGCCGGCACUAUCCAGGGUAAGCUGCUUGGUAAGUUGGAAGGCCUAACCCUGAAUACACAAGAUCAUGAUAAGGCUCUUGGUCAUUUGCGGUGCUGAUUCUCCAGGGUCCAUUUGGUAGGGUUUGGUGAAUAUGGUAAUUGUGUAGUGUAGAGUGCAUUAGAGUAGAAAACAUGAGUAUUUUGUGAGAAAAAAAAAUCUAGAUAUUAGGUGUAGAAUUAGUAUUUAACUCUCUCAAAGAAGCAUGUUUGUAUCACACUUAAGGAUCGUGGACACAUUUCUGUUCCUGUUAUGAGCCAAGAAGUUGGUUCCAAAGUACAGUUUACAAGAUUAAGAGGUACAUUUUAUACCUGUCCUUACAUGUCCUAAGAUGGUCAAAUCUGCCACUUAUCAUAUUUAAAUUACAUCACACCUCCCCACGUUUGAGACUGAUUUAUGGUGCACAAGACCAAUGUUUGGCACAAACUGGAUGAAGUCGCAGGAAAAUAAGCCCAAAUUAAGGAAAGCAGGAUGUGUACUAAAUUACGUUAUUGAGGGCCUUCUUACAUUGGAUUGCAACCAGUUGGUUUGUUUUUGAUUCCACUCGAAGCAUUUUAGGAACAACAGUAUUUAUAAGCAUACUCAUUUUCAGCCAAAAAAAGUGGAAAAAAUUGUUUUCUCAACUUGGGCAAAAGACAUGGCAUGUGAAAACAAAUUGUAUAUCAUAUAGGGCCUCUGUCUCUCGAAUAAGCUGCGCAGGAACACUGAACUUGUGGUCCAUGUUGUGUGAUGCGGAUGUUUGCCUUGUUGUAAUCUGUUUUCGAAUCAAACUGAAGUUACCACCUUGUGGCAUUAGCAGGGAUGUCGAAUUUCUGAUUUUAGGUGGAUUUCAGACUUUUUCCACAUACUAAAUCCCAAAAUUGGUAGCUGGAAUAGAAAGAUCUCUGUCUUGACUCUCCAAGGAUCUUUGAAUUUUCACACUUGAACCAACGAUAAGGAUUUUAGAGGCACGUUCGUGCAAGCAAUUGCUGUUCAAAGGGGAAGAUUUUCACCCAAAAAAUUGAUUUCAGACCUAGUGCCUGAGCUCAUUCGCAUCCCUGCAUCAGAUAUUUUGGCUGGGUGUUGUAAGAUUUUUUUAUAAACACCACUCCAAAUUUGUAAAUAUUUGUAAAGAAGUUGGUUUCAAGAAUUUCGCAAGUUGAUGAAACUGAUUCUGUUCAUGCAAAUGUUCAUGUUCGUUCAUGAUAUUAAACUAGAAUUCUACUCUGAAAGUCAUGUGCUGUCGUAAAUCUGUAAUCGAAUGUGUGUUCCUAUUUUCUUCUCCAUAUCAUGUGUUAGUUUCAACCUUUUCCAGUCUUUCUUCUCUAUUCCCAACUUCAUUAAACAGGCAAGACCUAAAGGGAGCAAUCAGUCCAUAAAAGUUGUUAUCAUUCGCAUAGUUGCCAACCAGAAUUUGGCAAAAAAAAUUGAAGAUUAUAACACUUGCUGAUGCAAAUGACUUAGGACUGCAAAAAGUCAGAAGUCUGAAUGUUUUCUUACCAACUAGCUUAAUCUGAUCUUUUACAAUAGCAUAGCAUGUUUUUUGACUGUGGCAGUGUUAGACUCUGUACACUGCCUACCAACCUCGGUGGACUUGUCUUUCCCUGAGAACAUGCCGAUAAUGUCCCCGCCUGGACGCGUCUGGUCAGAUCACUAGCCACACCACAGGCACAUCAUAUAACACAAAAAACAAGAAUUUGUUGCAAAAGCAACAAUGUCAUAUAUUGGAUCGAAUGCCGUCAAUGUCACAUAGAAUAUGUCGGCGAAACCAAACGUUCUCCACUAGAACAUUUCCAAAAUCACUUCCACAGUGUUACCAAAAACAUUGCAACGGAUGUCAUAGGACAUCACUUUAACCUCCCAAAUCACCAUGGCCUCCAGGACUUCUCAAUCUAUGUCCUAGAAUUCAUGCACAUCGCUCCAGUUGGUACAAUCGCCAAGGCCAAAAGACUCCAGAGAGUUUUCUUGAAUCCAUUGUUUGUGCACCAUGUCGCCGUUAGGACAUAACAUCAAGGACAACACGUCCUGUUAACCUCCCUCAUACUCUUCUGGCGUUUCCAUCAUUAGACUCUGAACAUGUACAGCUGCUACGUCUAGGUAAAGUCAUACAUUGUGUAACGCAAGCUCAUUUGAUACAACCAUUGCCUUGGUUUACUUUCAUGCGUUUACUUUCACGUUUUGAUACCUUGUCAAGAGUUGUGCUUUAAACAAAAAAUCCUUGAGCUGCACGAACACAUAUCAUGUGAAUGCUGGGUUCUUAUGCAAUUAUCAACUCGUAUCUUGUACCCCCCCCCCCUCCUCCUCAAGCCUUCGACACCUUUACGACAUUCACCUAUAAAUUUUCGACUAAGCUACGACAAGGGUUAAUCACACACUGAUGGAAAUUUACCAUAAGCAUCACUGCAUGUACUGGUCAUAGGGAAAGACUUUCGACAUCUCAUCACCUCUGGGCUUGGGCAUGUCAAAAGAUAAAGACGUCUCUUCACCAGUGACGGCCGAAAUACCAUUACAAGCACUACAACCACACAGUUGCCCAUACUAUGUUACAUAUGCCUGUCCUUUGUGUUUUUUUUCCUUUGGUGGUUAUCCAUUUCAGUGUGAAGUUGGCUCUUUGCAGUCCCAAUAAACUGCGUAGAAGCACGAGCAUAAAAAUCCCCGUUGGAAUUCCAGACGACAAGAUUUCGACGCAACAUCACUUUAUCGGCGUCAGUAGUUCGACAAGACUUGGCGAUCAACGGCCCAGUUUAUCGGCAAGAUUCGACGCCUGAUCACUGGAGGCUUACAAAUCAACGUCGAAGCUACGGACGGCAAUGCACAGAUAAUGGAUAAGAUUCGCCAAAAUUCGACGCCGUAUCUUGUCGAAGCUUGAGGAGGGGGGGGGGGGGGGGGGGGGUAAAAGAUACGAGUUGAUAAUUGCAUUAUCCUGAAUAGAAAUUGUUACAAAUUCAAUCCUUACUUUCUUGAGCUUCUUAGCCUCAGUUUUAUUCUGCUGACUUGCUAGGUCUUUGGGACAAGUAUCAGAGCAUAGCUAGUUAAAAAAUGGCCCAUUAUAUAUCCAGCGUUUUGACAAUAUGUGUGCUAGAUUGUUGUGGAUUCAGUAUCGGGGAGUUGUCGCGAUCAAUUUGCUUCUCAGGUCGUUCUCAGGUAAAUGAUGAACUAGAGCAAGUGUUUAUGCAAACUUUGUCUGAAGUACACACUGCACAGAGGUCGCAAGUAACAAUAUCUGGUGUCGACCUUGUAUUGAUUGUGAGCAAGAAAAACUAUCAAAGGCUUAAUCCAUAACAAUCUACCAUAUACGUGUAUUGUAUCAAGCUCUGAUAUAUAUGCAAAUCAAACAACUUUUUAACCAGUGAAAAAGUCCAGGUUUGCAGUGUUCAUGUGUGGCGGCCAAAGGUAUGUUAAAAUUGAACUCCUUUAAUUUCAUAUUUCAAUUAAAAUAACAAGAUUGCUUUGCUAAAUAAGGUAGAGACAUAUCAAAAUAGCUAAGCAGGACAUUGCAUGGACUAUUUUUAUAUUGGUUACUAGUAUGUAUUUAUACAUUCCAUGUCAACUUGUUGAAUUAAAGCUCUAUUGUAUGCAGUUUACGGAAUUUUCAGUGCUAGUUGACAAGUUGGGCAGUAGAGAGGCACCUAGCAUCAUUAGUAACUUCUUUGAAAUUCUGUCCUGUCAUGUUCCUUUGAAAUCAAACUUCCAAUGAGGCACUGUUUGCUGCUAGCACUCUAGUAUACUAAAGUGUAGAACAGUACCACUAAGUCUGAGUCGACAUAAAAGUCAUUUUGGCAUUUUAUUCGAAGCGCCACAUGAAGCCUGCAGGAAAUUAUUUGUUCGUUCCACAGUUCACCUAUGUAAACUCAACAUGUAUGUAAACUCUCUUUAUGUGAACUCUUAUAUGGAAACUUGGCCUAAUACUUUGCAUUAAAAUUUUUAAAAGUCCACAGACGUGAGUGUUUGUAAGCUAGCAUAAAGUAGGGCUUUAAGAUGUACGAGAAGCACUAGUUGCAGUUAGAAAUCUUGGACAUCUUGCUCAAUAUUGGCUUUGCACAUAUCUCUCUUCAUUUCAUCCUCACUUAGCUGAUUAUUCCAUGACCACAAUCGGUACACGGUACUGGGUUAGUAACUGUUGUUUGUAACAUGUCUAAGUAUCAGUAGCCUUCUCGUGGCUGUAUCACAGACACAUGUAUCAUAGUGUUACUUAUAUGCGUUUUUUCUCUCAAUUAUUUUUGUGUUAUGAGAUUCUGCCCGCUGUAUUACGUCUUGACAUCCCUGAUGCAAUUCUGAUAAUUUCAGUAGAAAACCAUCACAUUCUGUAUUUCUUUACAGUGCCAGGUGCAAAAUCAGUUAGUAUGGGAACAAAGGUUUCUUGCUAAUAGUUAAUUUUUCCUGCUUGUAAGCUCACAAUCAUUAUGCUGUAUAUGGUGCUACCACCAGUCUUUAAAGCAAUGUGCUUCAAAUUGGCCUAAUAGAUAAAAAUAUCGGAACUCAUUGAAAAUUCCUAGUAACUCAACUAGCCUGAUACUGUGGUUUAGCCUGUGCUAGAAGUUGGUACCUAUACCUUUGUAUACUCUAAAACUUUCAACCUCACACCAAAAGAAUGUGGUUUAAGAUGCGUGUGGGUCGAUGUUUGGGCCACUUUGACUGCUGAUUGUUUACAACAGUGAUUUGGGAGAGACUUCAAGUUCAUAGAUUAAGAAUUCACCCUGGCCUCUCCAUGAGGGGCGACGUCUGAAAAAGUACUCUUGUUUCCUUGGCAACUGUUGGUAAUGAUGAAAGACCAUGUCAUUAUUGCAAAAUAGUUUUAUGGGACCAAGACACAAAUGAAAAGUAAAGGUGUUAAGUAAAACUGUGAGUCUAACUCUUUCUGUCAUUAUAGACCCCACAUACAACAAAUGUGGGGUCUAUAUUGAGAUUACUAGGAGAAGGUACUAGGCUUCUGCAUUCUUCCCAGGUUAUAUUAUGGAGGUAGUCCAGCAAAACUGCUAUUUCAACUGAAAAACUGUCGCCCCUGUCCCAUCAAACUAAACUCGAUCUAGUGCACCUGGCAAAGAUUUUUUCGAAAUUCGGAUAAUUUUUAUGACUUUGAAGCGUUUUUAUGUGCCGAUUUUCUGAUUUGCUUUCAAAUCUCCGACGCGAUUCUGUCAAUCACACGGACAUUAGCAUAAGCUCUGCCCCGUAAUGGUGACGUCAUAUCCUCAUGCAUCAUGGCGGCGGUAUCUCUUUGCCGAAGUGGCGAGCUGUCGAGUAUUUUGAGCAAAAAACGACGGUUGAAUGUAGGAAUAAAAUAAAGGAAUAGCCUUAAAUGCUUAUCGAUGAUCCAUCCUGCCUAUCUGAAUAGGUUACGGUACAGUUUAAAUGUUAUUGAGCGUGUGAUUUUGAGAAAGUGCGAGCGUGUUUGUCCGGAAAUAGGUCAUCCGGAAACGGAAUAGACUUCACUCCUCCAUACGUGUACUGUGUGGGCCCAUGGGGGCUAUCAAAUUUGCUGACAAGCAAAUUUCAAAUUUCUAGUUAACCAUGUUAACUGCCGAGUGGUGAAUGUAAGAAAGCUUAUUGUAUCAAAUCUGAUUGUAAUGUUGCGAGGAGUGUGUCUGCUUUAUAAUUGUUCCAUGUUGCUGUCCAUAAUUUUUUAUUUUUGACAAGUCAGAUGCAAGGGGUUAUUUUGUAAGAAAUAAGAAACAGUAAAGUGAGUGUUUUUGUACAUAGUUUGGACCUGUUGCGGUAGUAUUCACAGGCAUCAUAAGUGAAGUGAAUCCUCAGUGAAAGUUGAAAAAACAAACUUAAACGCAUAGUUGCCAAGCUUAUUUAGCUAGUGGUCGCAACAAAAGCAUCUGACACUAGUGACACUGCAACAAGCAUGGUCAUAUUAUAUUGUCUUCCAGGAUUCUGGCUGUCCUUGCGCAAUUCUGUCCAUCGCUUUUGUCUGUUGAUGUCAGUGAUAACAUAUUUUCAAAGAAUGUAUAUUUGUGAAUUUUUUUAGGAAGAGUAACUGCUACGGCAAUGUCCAGAGUAUUGUACAUUGCACUGCUGAGGCUGAGCUCAUGUGGACAUCUUGUCACAUUUCAGCAUGAACUUAUGAACUUGUAUGUGAAAUAUUUGAUGGAAAGUUUGAGGAAUCAUUCUUUAUCAUGGCUCUUGUAGCUCUCUUUCAAAUCGUCUAGACAUGAGUUGUUCCAAAGUCAUGCUGUACAAUGUGCAUGUACAUGUAGAUGAAGAGUAGCAGGAGUGAGUGCCGGUCGUACUACAGGGUGGCCCAGAAUGAUUUUCAAAGGAAAAUAGUUCUGAGCCGCCCUGUAGAAUGCAUCUUGAAAUAUGCGCAAACUUGUGGAUAUGGUAAACCACCAAGUUUUAGGAGCAUUUUAUUUUUCUUUCAUUCCGCAUAUUAUCUGGAUUCAUGAAAUCGUGUUUUUUUAAUGCUCAUAAACAUAUUCCAUUAUGAUGAAAAUUGUGAAAGUUCCAUUUUUGGCUCACCGUAAGGGGAGUCUAUACGAUAGCGCUGUGUCCGUCGGCGGUGGCGGCGUCGUCGUCGUCGUCCGUCGUAUCCUGUUUCAGAAACAGUGGCACGUUUCUUAACCCCUAGGGCUAUGAACUUGAAACUUUGUACACAGCACCCCCUAGGUCAGGUGACCUCUGACACUGAAUUUCGGUCCGAUCUGAUUCUCAACUUGGCCACCAGGGGGCGAAAUGUCGAUAUCUAAAAAGUGUGAUAUCUCGCUUAUUAGUGACUUGUUUUCGAUGAAACUUUUGUUGUAGGUACUCAUAGCAAAUAUACAUCUUAUAUCAUACGGGUUUUUAAUUUGACCUACUUUUCAAGGUCACAGAGGUCAUAUGGCGUAAAUUGGCCGUUAGAGUGUUAACUAUGGCACAUUUCUUAACCACUAAAGCUAUGAACUUAAAACUUGGUACAUAUAACCCCCUAUAUCACAUAGUCUCUGGUGCUGAAUUUCAGUUUGAUCUGAUUCUCAACUUUGCCACCAGGGGGCCAAAAGUGGAAAUCUAAAAAGUGUGAUAUCUCGCUUAUAAGUGACUUGUUUUCGAUAAGAUUUUGAUGGUAGGUACUCUCAGGAAGAAUACAUCACAUAUCGUACAGGUUUUCAAUUUGACCUACUUUUCAAGGUCACAGAGGUCAUAUGGCCUAAAUUGGCCGUCAGAGUGUAAACUAUGGCACGUUUCUUAACCAGUAAAGCUAUGAACUUGAAACUUGGUGCAUAUAACCCCCUACAUCAGAUAACCUCUGAUGCCGAAUUUUGGCCCGAUCUGAUUCUUUAUUCGGCCACCAGGGGGCCAUAAUGGAAAAAGUAAGAAGUGCAAUAUCUUGCUUAUUUUUAGUGAUUCGUUUUCAAUAACAUUUUUAUGGUAGGUUCUCCUAGCAAGGAUGCAUCACAUAUCAUAUGAGUUUUUGAUCUGACAUGCUUUUCAAGGUCACAGAGGUCAAAUGGCGUGAAUUGGUCGUUUGAUUGUAACUAUGGCACGUUUCUUAACCACUAAAGCUUUGAACUUGAAAUUUGAUACACAUGACUCCCUACGUCAUGUAACCUCGGACACCGAAUUUCGAGCACAAUGGCCCCUGGCCGUUUCAUUUCAGAAAUGUUUGUAAAUCACAAAAAUAGAAAUGCACAAAUACUUUGCGGUUUACAGUAUAAUACAGUGCCAGCCUGGCAUUUGCUGCUGCUACUGUUGCCUUGAAGGAAAACCUGGAUGUUUCCUAUGAAACUGCAAAGUGACUAAAUUCGAUUUUGAGUUGCCCCAAGCACAUUUCUGUAUUUAUUACGAUAGACUCACUUCUGCUGUGUAUUUUGUAUAGGGGUUAUAUUUUGUGCAUCUUUAACUAAUAUGUAAAUCACUGCAAUUUGAUUCGUUGAUAUCAAGUUGAAUAAAAGGGCCUACUAAGUCCUUUUUCAAGUUUA
Molecule: messenger RNA, 10236 nt
Organism: Lineus longissimus
Lineage: Eukaryota; Metazoa; Nemertea; Pilidiophora; Heteronemertea; Lineidae
Product: ceramide synthase 5-like
Exons: 9
Coding region: 6-1145 (379 amino acids)
Biological process (GO): ceramide biosynthetic process
Cellular component (GO): membrane
Molecular function (GO): sphingosine N-acyltransferase activity; DNA binding
Source: RefSeq, a predicted model, not a curated record